CAUUCCACUAUCCGUUUGACAGCAAGCAGAGUGCACGGUACAGCCUUCCAACAAAUUGUAGUGCACGCUGACAGUCCAGCUAGAAAACUUCCAGGGACUAUAUCCCCGAAGCCUUAUCUCAUUAUACCUCAUUUGUCUUCCUUACACCACUUGUAAUAUUUAGUUCAUCUCCGUGACAGGCUGUAUAGCCUUUUGAAGAUUACUAGAAGAAAAGAAGAAGAAGAAGCAAAAUAUGGCAGCAUCAUACUUUCUCGUCUGUUUCUUGGGAUCCAUUCUCUGUCUCGCUGCGUCUUCACCCGUCACGCAAGGUGACGCCUCGACCUCAGCGAGUCUGGAAGAACUUUCGAGAAAUUUCCGGGAGUUAGUGAGUGAAUUGAGACAAGUUAUUCCAUUGCUGCAGCCCUCACACGAAUCCGGUUCGGAAACGAUCGGAGAUAGCCCAGGGAACCACUGGCCCAAUCGGAACCGCCGAAGUGGAGAUUUAUCACUCUCGGCUCUUGCGACAACGUUCACGAACGAGUCCGAAGCUGCGACAGGAAUCGAAGAGCUGAGCCGAAUCCUCCUCGGCCACCAUUCGCUCACACCAGCUGGUGGCACUGUAUAUACGCACUGGGGACGAGACGACUGCGCUGACGGAUCAGAACUGGUCUAUUCAGGUAUGGCUACGGGUGCCUAUUACACUCACACUGGCGGUGGUGUCAACUAUCUUUGCCUCCCCACGAACCCAUCUACAGUGAAAUUGAGACAACUGCCCACGGGAGUAGAUCCCUGCUUUACUCUGCUGAAUACCAAACAAACACAGCUCCACACCUGCAGAGUCUCCACGACCAAACACCAGCCUGUGCCGUCUGCCGUGCCCCACCAACCCGCCUCACGAAGCUCAUGAUUCGCUCGUAACGAAUGCCCAUCUUCAAAAUGGCGUCUGGAAUACAAGGGGUAUCUCAUGUCGAGUUUGUACACGCAAACGACCAGGACCGAUUUCGUCUGCAUGGACGAGGAUGCCAUGGGAGUUCCUGGAACGACUGGCAAUCAGCAUGGGGCCCUUUUCUACAUGGUAGAGGCUCGGUGCUCCUCAGGAGGGAUCCAGUGUGGCCCAUAUGUGAACGGCUAUGAGCUAACAUGUGCUGUGUGUACCAUUUAAACCUAUUUAGGGGUCAACCAUUUGAAUUGAUUUUAUUUUAAUUUAUUUUUUAUUUUUGCAUUUUUCCAAAUAUAAUAUAACUGAAUAACAAAGAAACAUAAUUAUAAAUGUAAGGUAUAAUACAAUUGCAAGUGGACAAAAUGUUCGACGGUCCCGAGCCAAAAUUAGGACCACAAGACCAUUGCUGCCGAUC
Messenger RNA from Strongylocentrotus purpuratus (purple sea urchin), 1334 nucleotides. RefSeq lists its product as uncharacterized. The record is from RefSeq and is a predicted model, not a curated record. NCBI's taxonomy places the organism in Eukaryota, Metazoa, Echinodermata, Echinoidea, Camarodonta, Strongylocentrotidae.